Cryptosporidium muris RN66 is the source of this 2166-nucleotide messenger RNA. RefSeq lists its product as uncharacterized. The record is from RefSeq and is a predicted model, not a curated record. The coding region runs from base 1 to 2166 and encodes 721 amino acids. NCBI's taxonomy places the organism in Eukaryota, Apicomplexa, Conoidasida, Eucoccidiorida, Cryptosporidiidae. The transcript has a single exon.
AUGAAUUUAGUGGAUAUUUUCGAUAUCUUUGAUAAAGGUGCCUCAUUUAAAUCUAUAGAUUUAUUAAGAGCAGGGAUUCAAGACGAAACUAAAGAAUUAUGUAUACUUUAUUCCCAAGAUGGUAUGGAUAGUAGUUAUUCUAAAGCAAAUAGAGAAUAUAUAGAACAGAAAGACGUUAUAUUAUCGAAGGAGUUCUUAAAUAGGUUAAUAUAUACUUUGAAUGGUUCCCCACAUCGUCUGAGGAUGCUUAUAUCAGGACUACUGGAGCUAAUUACUGAAUCUCAGAAAUUCGAUAAAUUUGGUAUAUCCAAGAAACAACUCUUACCAGAUCCUUACCUUGUGCAAUACAAAGAAUAUCUAAAAUGGUAUAAAUUAUUGCAAUACUGCAAUAAUAUGACAAUACUAAACUGGAUAGAAAUUUUAGAAGAUCUUCAACAAUUUGUGAAAUUGUUUAAUGAUAACAGGUAUAAAAUAAAUCUGAAAUCUAGUCAUUAUAAAAUAUCUAUAUUGGAAAAGUCCUCUGUGUCAGAUUGGAUGUUAAACUUGUUGAAACAACCUAAAGACAUAUGUCAAGUAAUUUCUGAGAUGAACAUGCUCCAACAUAGUAUAACUGCAGAUCAUGUGAAGAAUACAACUUUAUGGUUCCAAGGUUUAACUCUAUUAAAAAACCAUAAAUAUAAGAGUAUAGGUGAGAGAUUCAUCAGAAAUGUAUUGAAAAGUAUAACUAAAACUGAUCAAAAAGUUGGUGUUAUUUCUUCUACUAGUGACUCCAUAAGUCCGUCACUAAACUAUUGGAUGCAGGUUUACUGCUAUAUUACAUUGUCACUUAGUGAGCAAAUUGUCAGCUUGGCACUGAAAUAUAUACAGCACGCAUAUAGAAUAAUAAAUAAUGUACCCAAUUUAUAUCAAAAGAAGACAGAUAUUAAGCUGUAUACAUUUACUAUGCUUUGUCAAUUACAUCUGAUAGUUAAACUGAUUGUAAGGCAUGGAAGGAGAAUUGUUGACUGUUCAUUAGGUUUUAACAAAAGCGCCAAUCACGAUACAAGUUUAUGCUCAAUAGUACAAUCGAUUAUUCAGAGGAUAUUAGCAUUAGUGCUACAUUCUUUAUCUAUUCUGAGUUUUGAUGAUAUAAUUUCAAUAUACAAUUGUUUAACACAACACAUAACUUUUAUACUAAAGAAUUGCCCAUGUAUUUUAGCAACUAGAGCUGUAGAAAAUAUAUGGUAUCACUCUAUUGAACGGAUGCAUACUCUCCAUAUACAAGAACAAUCAAUAAUACUUCCUGAUGAGAAAUUAAGAGAUACUGAACUUACUUUGCUCCCUCCAAUAGAGGAUGUAUUUCUUUAUUUAUCUGGUAACACUUUGAGUUCAAAUGAAGAAGAAGAAUAUUGGUUCCAUCAUAACAUCUGCUGGAAUAUCAUAAUACCAACAUUGAUGUUAAAGUACACAAAAGGCAGUGGUAUGUCUAGCUCUUGCCCCUCAUAUUUAGCUCAAUUAAUAGAUCCAUUGAAAAAAUAUAUGUAUAGGUGCAAUAUAGCAGUGACAAAUAAUAGGAAUUGUGUAUUACUUGGGAAGGAAAUUUCUGAGUUACAUCUUUUCCUAGCAUUAUAUACAUAUUACGGAUUAAGUGAUACCUUCAAAACGCAGAAGCACAUUACAUAUGGAUUAAAGAGACUAAAGAAUUGUAGCGAUUGCUUUGAUGUAUGCUCUUUAGAGUGUAUAUUUGAGUAUCUAAAACUUCUAGUACUUUUAAGCGACGGGAACGACGAUGAAGCUCUUGUAGAGAAGAUACUUCAGUCAAUUAUAAAUUCCGGAGAAAAGGCCUUCAGCUUCGCAUCUUUCAAAAAUACUAACUUAAAAAUUAAAAAAUUGAUUAAUUUUACAUUGGUACAAAGCUACACAUUAUUGGCAUUUAUUAAGAAAGAUAGUUAUAGAUCAUGUACAGAAGAAUUAAAGCUGCAUAUUAAUAGUGAAAUGCUGAAUAAAGAUGACAGUGAAUCUAGUGGAGAAUUCACAGAAUCAAAUAGAACUAUGCAACUUUACAAAAAGCUUACAAAUAAAUUAAUGAAGUCUUAUAAUAUCAGCAAAGAAGGUAGCAAUAUUUGCAAUAAAAUGCACAUCUAUCCAUUAGAAAUAGAACAGAAGUAUCACCAUUUCUUAAAUUAA